AUGGUUGCCCAUAAUAACGUUUUACCAAAUGUACAUCUUCAUAAAUGGUGGCAAAGGCAUGUAAGAGUUAACUUUAGUAAGAAUAUAAAAAAAAAAAAAAGAAGAUUGUUAAGAGAAAAAAGAAGAAAAGCUAAUGGAGGUACUCCUAUUGAAAAAUUACACCCAAUUGUACACUGUCCAACUCAAAGAUAUAAUUUUAGAACUAGGCUAGGAAAAGGAUUUACCUUUGAAGAGUUAAAGGGAGCCGGAUUAACUCCUAGAGCUGCACAAACUAUAGGUAUAUGCUAUGACAAAAGAAGAAAAAACAGAUCUGAAGAAUCCUUGACAAAAAAUGUCGAAAGAUUAUUAAAGUAUAAGAACAGUUUAGUUAUGAUCCCACUUAAGAAAAACAAAGCCAAGAAAGGUAUUGGAGGUAUCCCAGCUGAUGCUGAUAAGAAUACCAUCAAAGAAUUCAGAAAUAAGAAACCAUUACUCAGUAUAUUCAAGAAAGAAAAGAACACUAAACCAUUCUAUGAAACUAUUGAAGUAUCUAAAAUUGAUAAAGAAUUUUUGGCCUACAAAACAUUACGUAGAGCUAAAUUGGCUGAAAGAAGAAAGAAUAGAAGACAACAAAAGAAAGAUAUUAAAUUUAAAUCUAAAGAUAAUUAA
This is a messenger RNA of Plasmodium reichenowi, 648 nucleotides long. Its product is annotated as 60S ribosomal protein L13-2, putative. Lineage: Eukaryota; Apicomplexa; Aconoidasida; Haemosporida; Plasmodiidae. Gene Ontology annotation, molecular function: structural constituent of ribosome; RNA binding. The coding region runs from base 1 to 648 and encodes 215 amino acids. The transcript is spliced from 2 exons. Gene Ontology annotation, biological process: translation. The record is from RefSeq and is a predicted model, not a curated record. Gene Ontology annotation, cellular component: ribosome; cytosolic large ribosomal subunit.